Molecule: messenger RNA, 3597 nt
Organism: Aricia agestis (brown argus)
Lineage: Eukaryota; Metazoa; Arthropoda; Insecta; Lepidoptera; Lycaenidae
Gene: RhoGAP102A
Exons: 12
Coding region: 178-3552 (1124 amino acids)
Biological process (GO): signal transduction
Source: RefSeq, a predicted model, not a curated record
GAGCAGAGCGCCGUCGCUCGCGCACCCUAUAUUCAGUUCACGGCCGCUCUAUUAACGGACGUCUAUUUCGGCGCAUAAUAUUUCGAACGGUGCGGAGGAACGCUCAGUUUCGCGCGGGCAGGUGCGCGCAUCGAGGCCAGGAGAUGCGGCAGAGAGACGGUCGCCCCUGACGCCGGCAUGGAGCGCCGCCGGCCUUCGCGCCUCGAACUCGCCGAACCCAUGACCAAGACCGUGCGACGUCGGGAACGCCCGCGGGAACGAUGGCUGCUCACGCGCAAGACCUGGAAGUACAUGUCCGACGCGGGCCGCCGGCUGAUACCGGAUGGGGCCCAAAAUCGAUUGGAGGACGUGCCGCACCUGGAAGUCUACUUUCAGGAAGUGUGUCAGAAGGAGCCCCGGUUCCUGCUGUGGAGGAAGAGCUCCUACCCGGGCGUCCUGCCCAAGCCGCGUCGGAAGAAGCGCCCCCGAGGAGGCUCCGUGCGCGCGCGCUCGCCGUCGGAUGACGUGGCGCUUUCGAUAGCGCGGCCCAGCGAGCUGUACAUCCCACACACUUCGGGCGGCCGCUUCGAUAUCGCGAAGCUCCGACGUGAUUUUUUUGCGGCGCCGGCUCCGUCGUCGGCACCAGCCCCGCGGCCCUCGUCGUCCCUCAACAACGGGUGCUCGAACGCCUCGGAGGACGAGGGCGUGCUAGUGGAUCUUCUUAGGAAAUAUCUUAAAUUGGAGGACGAAAAGACUCCCGCGAAAGUCGCUGAAUCCGAGGAGCUCGUCAGUGCGCUGCGGAAUUAUCUGAAGAAGCACUCGGACAGGCGGCCGGCCGACUCGGACUCGGACCCGACCCAAAGAAUAUUGCGGGAGCACCUCAGUAGGUAUCACAGUGGUUCGUCCAACAGAGACAAUAUCGUGCAAGAUUUACUGAGCGAUAGAAAUUCGUUGAGAAGUUUGUACCAUGACCUCCGCAAGCCGAAGCCGUACAGGGGUGGUCGGAGCGGAGGCUAUGGCGGCGGAGGCGGCUACGGGUCGAGCGGUGUCGGUGUGCCGAGCCCCCGGAGCGGGCUGCGGAGCAGAGUUACUAGUAGUGUUAAUUUUAAUGAUAAUUAUUCACACGGAUCUCCAAAAUCUCCCCCGCCGCUCAUCGAAGUGUUCGGGGAGUCUCUGGAGGAGCGGCUCGUCGACGCCACGACGCAGACGCUCCCCAUACCCGAGGAGGUUCUCGCGGAAAUCGAAAGGCAGUACAGGGAGAAGGUCGAGUCGGCGACGGCCCCCACGAGCCCGACCAGCCCCCCCAACGAGAGGCGGCCCCGCCGGCGCUCCAGCGUCGACCACGACGACGUGUCCCAGUCGGUCAGCGACACGAUCAAGAGGUACCUGAGAAUGGCGCGGAAGAAGAGCGUCGACGCCGAAAAGACUGACCGCUUCAAGCGCAUAAACUACGAUAAGAAUCUCCGGAACAUCAAGCCGCGGCCGCCGAACGAGGUGGAUGACGACGGCUUCCAUAAGGGCUGCCAGACCGACGAGGCCUGGAUCACGUCGUACCGGGAUAUGCAGUUCGCGUCAGUGGCGUCGACGCCGACGUCCCCGCUGUCGCCGACUCAGUCGCACUCGUUCCUAUCGACGUUGCUAGGCAAAAAUGCAACAGUGUCCGCUCCCUCAGGUGCCAUGCAGAAGUCCCGGUCGUCAAGCAGCGUGGUGCAGAGCGUGGGGAAGCGGCUGUGGCGCACCCGCAGCCGCUCCUCCAGCCGCGCCGUCGCCACUUGGACGCCUCAGGGCAGUUGUGUCUGGGCAGACGGCGCCGGGCGGCAGGUGCGGCUCGCAGACACCUCGCUGUUGUCGCUGAGCGAGGUGGAGCGGCGUGCGCUGCAGCAGGCCGCGCUGGCCAGGCUCAAGGAGCUCCAUCUGGGGACUAUCAUCAAGAUACCUGAAGAGAAUGCGACUGCUGUGACGACGAAACCAAAGAGAAGAGCUCACUUGCUGAAGAGGAAGGCGCUUACCACCAGCUUCUUCGACCAAAGCAGAACCAAAGAUGGGGAUAAAGAUAAAGAGUGUUCGGGCAGCGUGUUCGGUGUGCCGCUGACGCAGUGCGUGGAGGCGGAGCGGGCGCUGCGGAGACAGCACGGCGGGUCCCGGGUCUCGCUCGCCUCGCUCUCGGGACUCGAGAAGGGGGAUGAUAGCGAUACCUGUGACUCGGGCGAGUGUCUGGGGCUGGAGGACGGCGAGGGGUGCCCCAAGGUGCCGAAGAUAGUGUCGGCGUGCCUGGCCCACCUGCGCCGACACGGCCUGCGGACGAGGGGCCUCUUCCGCGUCUCGGCGUCUAUCAAGAGAGUUAGACAGCUUCGAGAGGAGUGGGAGAGCGGCGUGGAGUCGGCGCUGGACGGGGCGGUGUGUCCGCACGACGUGGCUACGCUGCUCAAGGAGUUCCUACGCGACCUGCCCGACCCCCUGCUGUGCAGGGACCUUUACCCCGCGUUCUUAUCCACACAAAAAAUUCGCAACCCCAAGCUGCAGUGGGAGGCGCUGCGGCUGCUGGUGCACCUGCUGCCGGCGGCGCACCGGGACACGCUGCACGCGCUGCUCUCCUUCCUCUCCCUCCUCGCCUCGCACUGCGCGGACGACGUUCAAGCCUCCAAGGAGGGAAACAUGAUGAACGCCGCGAAUAUAGCCACGAUAUUCGCGCCCAAUAUCCUCCACAAGAAUAAAGGGAAUGAAGCUGCAGGGUCGGAGCAGUUGUCGGAGCGCACGGACGUGAUCGACGUGGUGCGCACGCUGGUGGAGCGGCAGGCGGAGCUGUGGACGCUGCCCGCUGAGCUGCUGCACGAGGCCUACGUGCACCUCGCGCACUCCGCGCCCGCGCAGCUCGACGCGCUGCUGCUGCACCGCGCCGAUUGUGCAGCCGAAAGCGUGAGCCCCACUUCGGACUCCAAGCGGGUUUGGACUCGCGAGGCGCUCCUCCACACAGACACCGCCACGCAGUUGCUGAUGAAUCGGGAACUUCUGCAUAACUACAAUUCCACCGUACUCACGGCACGAAGUAGUGGUACGCAAGAUUCUAACGAUUCUGCCAGUGACUAUAAUGAGACGGGUGUGACGUCAGAGGACGAGUGCGUGAUCACGGCGUCGCUGCGCAUCCCGGGCGUGCGAGCGCGGCGCCGAUCCACGUCGGGCUCGAGCUCGGGCAAGCGCGACUCGGCAGUGGGCUCCUCCGCGCCCUCCCCCUCCCCCGCCUCCUCCACCUCGCCGCCCGCCUCACCGCCGCACGCGCCGCCCAGGCUCGUCGCACUCGGCAGAGAACGGAUCACGUCGGACGCGCGUGCAGUAGCGGUGCGGCAACACGACGAGAGCGUCACGCGCUCGAGGACCACCAGGUCGCACGAGCAGAUCAGACAUGAACCAGUCAAGAGCGAAACCAGGCUGCGGAGAGACGAGAGGAGAGAGGACAACCUGAGGAGAGACGCCGUAAAGAAAGAAGAUUUAAAUAAGGAGAAAAGAACGAUAGAGGCUCCGCUCUAUUUUAAGAGAGGUGAACUCAUAUCGAGCACGUGGAACAGGCCCGCAUGACAUACUGUAAACUCUGCUUUUAUACAUAAACGUCUAUUUAUCAUA